AUGCAGGAGACUGUCAGAAUUGGUGGGAGAAGGUCGAAGUUGGCUGUGAUUCAGUCUAUGACUGUCAAGCAACUUAUCGAAGAAAAUUUUCCCAACUAUGAAUGCCCUGUCUUGGCGCUGCAAACGCUUGGUGAUCAGGUUCAACAGAAACCUUUAUACUCGUUUGGUGGUAAAGCUCUAUGGACAAAGGAGCUAGAAGACUUGCUGUACGACAAGGAUAAUGAAAACAAGAUAGAUCUCAUCGUGCACUCGUUGAAGGAUAUGCCAACACUACUGCCCGAGGGGUUCGAGCUGGGCGGAGUCACAAAGAGAGUAGAUCCUUCUGACUGUCUCGUGAUGGCGUUAGAGUCUCCAUACAAGGGUUUAGGAGACCUACCAGAAGGGAGUGUGGUUGGGACUUCUUCCGUCAGGAGAUCCGCUCAAUUGAAGCGUAAAUUCCCCAAUCUGAAAUUCGAGAGUAUUAGAGGAAACAUUCACACUAGAUUGAAGAAAGUUGAUGACCCUGAAACACCAUACAAAUGCAUUAUAUUGGCAUCAGCAGGCCUUAUACGUAUGGGGUUGGAGCAUAGAAUAGCUGAAAGGUUCACAUCAAAAAUCAUGUAUCAUGCGGUGGGGCAGGGAGCCCUGGGGAUCGAAAUCAGGACCGGGGACACGCGCGUAAUGAAAAUCCUGGAAAAGAUCACCGAUUUAGAGAGCACGGUAUGUUGUCUUGCAGAACGUGCAUUGAUGAGAACUUUGGAAGGAGGUUGUUCCGUCCCGAUCGGUGUCGAGUCCUCGUAUAAUGUUGAGACCAAAAGACUUGAGCUGAGAGGGAUAGUUGUAAGUGUCAAUGGAGAAUUAGCUGUCGAAGAUAGCCAAGAGAUUUAUAUUGAAAAGAUUAAAGAAGAUUCAAUGGCCUGCGGAAGAUUGCUAGCUGAAAAGAUGAUGGCCAAAGGGGCCAAAAAGAUCCUUGACGAGAUAAAUCUUGAUAGAAUCGAGCAGUAG
Molecule: messenger RNA, 984 nt
Organism: Torulaspora delbrueckii
Lineage: Eukaryota; Fungi; Ascomycota; Saccharomycetes; Saccharomycetales; Saccharomycetaceae
Gene: HEM3
Product: hydroxymethylbilane synthase
Exons: 1
Coding region: 1-984 (327 amino acids)
Biological process (GO): heme biosynthetic process
Cellular component (GO): cytoplasm
Molecular function (GO): hydroxymethylbilane synthase activity
Source: RefSeq, a predicted model, not a curated record